Molecule: messenger RNA, 1268 nt
Organism: Corticium candelabrum
Lineage: Eukaryota; Metazoa; Porifera; Homoscleromorpha; Homosclerophorida; Plakinidae
Exons: 7
Coding region: 35-1069 (344 amino acids)
Source: RefSeq, a predicted model, not a curated record
CUUACCUCUAUUUUCGUUUGACCAAUGGCGAGGAAUGGUUAAUUCAACUAAAUGUAAUCAGGGAUCUGGACCUUGCUCUAACUACGUGUGUUACGAGUGGAAACAAAUUUUUGGAACAAGGCGUGACGUUGCUCUAGAAACGAUCUUUUCUAUACCACCUGACAUGCUACUUCAAGUUUACAAAUACAGUGGUAAUACUGAAGAAUUUAUUGGCGAAGCUACAAACUGCUUUCCAUCUUCAGUAUUUGCUAUUGCGAUUGCCAACUGUACUGGCUUUAGCGUAAGAUUUGUGGACGAGACGUGCGAGGAAAGCAAACUCUCAAGCACAGUUGUUACUACCUUUUACUACAGCACAAGAAUGGUGUCUGAAUCUCGUCUUGAUGAUUGUCAGCGUUCAUCAUGUGGGAAUGCGUCAUGUUUUAGUCUUGCUAACAUUCAUACUAUGGGUUAUCGUUGCUACUGCAAGAAAUGGUCUAGAGAGUCGUGUGUUCCAGCAUCUCAAGAUGCUACUAAUAUGGUCACUGCUUGUAAAUGUCCACCUAAGAAUUUUCUUGGAGAGAUAUGCUACUUGGGAGGACACCACAACGUGACUCAGUUGAAUAGUCCAAAAACGUUUCUUCCGAGCAAUGCCAGCCCUGAUCUCUCUUCGGUCAACAAAAUGCGAGCAACAGCAAGCCCGUCAGUGAUAUCAAGGUCUGUUUCAGAGCUUGCAACUGCAAGUCCACCUGUGACAUCAAGGCCUAAUUCAGAUGACAACAAGAAUGUGGGAAUAAUAGCUGGAGCCGGUACACUGUCCUGUUUCGUUGUCAUCCUGUUAGUACUUGCUGUGUACUUUUUCUAUCGACGGAAACGAUUGAAUGCUGUAGAAGGUGACAAUGAAUGUGAUACAAUGGAAAUAAAACUAGACGAACAAAAAGAAACGCGCCGUGUUGUCGACUACGAAGUAGUGUCUGCCCCUCCUCCUCUCUCCGACGUACUGACAACGAAUCCAGGAUAUGGAAAAUCAUCCGUGAUCGACAAUCCGGCGUACAAUGUGGCAAUCAUUGCGAAUCAAGGCGACCAACAGUAGAAUGCGAUUUCAUUAUCUAAUUAAUUAGUUAUUUAUUAGUUAGUAGUGAAGUUCAUUUUUAGUAAUCAAGGACUAAGAUGUUAAAAAUAUUAAUUAGCUAGAAAAGGUAGUAACAGUUGCACAUUUUUUCAUGCAAAAAGACUAUCAUAUCUAGGCCAUUAAUUACAGAGAGAUAUGCUUGUUUCAAUUAGUAAUUUGU